Messenger RNA from Laccaria bicolor S238N-H82, 1224 nucleotides. RefSeq lists its product as uncharacterized. The transcript has 5 exons. Bases 1 to 1224 code for a protein of 407 amino acids. The record is from RefSeq and is a predicted model, not a curated record. Lineage: Eukaryota; Fungi; Basidiomycota; Agaricomycetes; Agaricales; Hydnangiaceae.
AUGAACUCGACCUACCCCGACCUCCCCUCACGACCUAUCAUCCCCCACAUCGGCACAACCUGCUCAAACCCACGCUGUAUGACCCCCUCAGAGUUCCCAGUACCAUCUCCAUACCCACGCCCAGGAACUUUACUUCAGAUCCGAUGUUUUCAAUGCGGCCUAGCAAUCAAACAUCACUCAGACAAACACCCCGACGACCCCUUAGCAGAAGACCGCUUCAAGUCCAUCGCAAUCACCUACCAAACCCUCUCAGACCCCACCCUUCGCAAGAAAUACAACGAGUUCGGUCCAAAGGAGAGCACUCCGGAGGGUGGCUAUGUCGAUCCCGAAGAAGUCUUUGGCGCCAUUUUUGGUGCCGAUUAUUGGUCAGAUCAGCGUAUGAAGAGCGCAUUGCAGGAGGCUGAAGAGGCUAGUGAUGAACCUAGUGAAAAAUCAAAGGUGCUGGAUGCAAAGGGAAGGGAGGUGAUUAGUCUGGAGGAACGUGCGAGGAGGGAGGAGAAGGAUCGCGUGAAAGUGGAAAAGUAUAGGCAGAAGGCUGCAGAGAAAGCAGCUACCCGUGCGGAAAGGGUAUCCAAACUCGUCGAAAACCUCGAACGCAAACUCGGUAUAUUCACCGAAUCAGCUACAAUUCCAUUAGACGUAACCCCUCCCUCCUCCGACCUAUCCACAAGCUGGCGAACUAUCUGUUCGCCCGAAGCAGCUGACCUCUCACACGAAUCCUACGGCGCCGAAUUGCUCCACUGCAUCGGCUUCGUCUACGUCUCGAAGGCCAAACACCACCUCGCAACGAAGCAGACGUUGUUUGGCGUUGGUGAUUGGUUGCAUAACGUUCAGGGGAAAUAUCAUGUUUUUAGCGAGACUUACGUACACUGUGGAUUCUCUUUCUCUCAAAUCGGUAUUCUACCAAAUCCAAGCAGCCGAAAAGGCAGGGGGAACUUAAGUCCAGAGGAGAAGAAGGGGUUGGAGGAACAGGCGGCAGAGAAGGGAUUACAGACGUUGUUCAAGGGAACGAAACUAGAAGUGGAAUCCAUCCUUCGAGAGACGUGCGACCGCCUCCUCUCUGAUCCUGCUAUUUCACGUGAAAAGGUGCAGUUGAGGGCGGUGGCGCCGCAGAUACUUGGAGAGGCGUAUCUGAAUGUUAAAAAGGACGUGCCGGAGGAUGGGAGUGAUUAUGUGAAGACUGAUACGAAGAGUAGUCAUGCGAGGGAGGGCAGGAGGACGUGA